UCUUCUCCAUAACAAUGCGAUGGUGCCCAUAAUCCACCGCUGUUUCCCUCUCGUUUGAUCCAUACAUAUGUAUCUUUAGUCGAGUUGGCAGACUUUGCCUUGUUGUCAAAUUCGUUGACGAGUAUUACGCAUUCCGCAGAGCGAGAUGAGUAACCCUUUCCAGAUAGAGGCGUGGUCGGAAUAUGGCGUGGGAAUGGCGAUUCUGCUGGUGCGCAUUGCCUAUCGCUGUACACAGGUUGGAUUGAAGUGGGAGGGCGACGACUACUUUGCAGUUCUUGCGUGCGUCUUUUUUACGGCUGAGCUGAGCAUGCUCGAGUUGAUAGGUCAGAACGGGUCGAUAACUGGCUUGAGUGAUGAGAUAGCUCUCACGCUCACCGAAGAACAAAAAGUCAAGAUUGUUUACGGCAGUAAAUGUCUCUUGGCAGGAUGGAUCGUCUACACAACAUUGAUCUGGUGCCUGAAAGCAUGUAUGCUAUUCUUCUAUUGCAGAUUGACAUUCAAUCUACAGCAAAAGCGUCUUGUGAAAAUCACAGGUGCCAUCUGCGUGGCCGCGUACCUAGCGACCAUAACCGUUUUCCUUACCCACUGCCACCCACUGCCACGACUUUGGCAGGUUUACCCAUAUCCUGGAGAUGACUGCGCGUUAAACAUCUCGAAAUACCUGGCUCUGGUUGUCACGAAUGUCACGACAGAUCUGAUGAUCUUGUACAUUCCACUCCCGUUAUUGUGGACAGUUCAGAUUCCUCUACGGAGAAAAAUACUCUUCGGCUUUUGGCUCUGCACUGGUGUUUUCAUCAUGAUUGCCACGAUCCUCCGGUGCGUGAUCUGUUUGCAGGAUGUAUCCCAGAUUAAUGUGGGAACCAUCUGGAGUAUACGUGAGACGUUUGUGGGCAUCAUCGCCGUGAACCUCCCUGUUCUCAAACCCUUCCUCAGCGCCGCAACUAGCAAGAUUUCCAGCGCCGCCAAACUCUCCAGCCAACGUUCCGAAUCGGCAAACAUGAUGCCCGACUCCAUGAGACUAUCUCACGUUAAUCGGCACGGCAAGAAGCGAACGGUACACGAGAUUACUGCAGCGGAUAACUCAAGUGAAGAACGCAUCAUGCACCAUAGCGAAGAUGGAAGGGCGUCUACAGAGCAUAGCAGGGAGCGAGAUGAUAUGGGAGGCAUCAAGGUCACCAAGAGUUAUAAUGUCCAGAGUGGGACAAGAUGA
Periconia digitata is the source of this 1210-nucleotide messenger RNA. Lineage: Eukaryota; Fungi; Ascomycota; Dothideomycetes; Pleosporales; Periconiaceae. The record is from the annotation of a GenBank genome assembly.